AUGAACGUGGUGCUGCGCAAGGGCGCGUCCAAGCAGCACCCGGUGGCGCUCCUCGUCGAGGGCCUCGCCACCUACUCGCGCAUCCACGGCCACUGCGGCGUGCCCCGCCAGUACACCGUCCCAUUCGACGACCGCUAUCCGCGCCACCUGCACGGCGUCGACCUCGGCGACCUCGCCGAGUACUUGCGCCGGCUGACCAAGCAGUGCCAGGAGCGCUUGGAGACCACGAUGCAGAACGUCGGUUUCGUCUGGGCCAU
Molecule: messenger RNA, 257 nt
Organism: Saprolegnia parasitica CBS 223.65
Lineage: Eukaryota; Oomycota; Saprolegniomycetes; Saprolegniales; Saprolegniaceae
Exons: 1
Source: RefSeq, a predicted model, not a curated record